Molecule: messenger RNA, 1965 nt
Organism: Alnus glutinosa
Lineage: Eukaryota; Viridiplantae; Streptophyta; Magnoliopsida; Fagales; Betulaceae
Product: xyloglucan O-acetyltransferase 1
Exons: 2
Coding region: 195-1529 (444 amino acids)
Cellular component (GO): Golgi apparatus
Molecular function (GO): O-acetyltransferase activity
Source: RefSeq, a predicted model, not a curated record
AACCCCCCCUCUCUCUCUCUCUCUCUCUCUCUUUCGCUUUCUCACUCCGCCAACUCAAGAGAGAAAAAGUAGUCAUUUUUUUCGUGUCUUGCUCAGCCUUCUCACCUCUGAAACGCACCAGGAAAGAGAGAUAAGGAUAGAGUCUAGAGAAAAAGCAGGAGGAGAAGAUUAGAAGAAGAAGAAGAAGAAGAUCAAUGAAAUCAAUGGGUGUUGGUCCUUUCAAAGACCAAACUUACUCCCUCACCAAGAAGCUCUUACCAUGGACAAUCUAUGCCAUCUUCCCCUUAGCCAUCUUUCGCCUUUACUUUUACCCUCUCCAACUCCCUCAAUCUUCCACAGAUCAGCUCCCCAACACCUCCUCCAUAACCGUAACCAUCACCUCCUCCUCCUCUUCUCCUACUCAUAUUUCUUCUUCCAAAGAACAGGAAAGAGCUGAUGACACUCCAUGCGACUACACCAUUGGCAAAUGGGUCCAUGACAAGUCGGGCCCUUUAUACAAUGGGACAACCUGCGGUGCCAUCAAGGACGGCCAGAAUUGUAUCAAUCAUGGCAGGCCUGACCUGGACUACCUCCAUUGGAGGUGGAAACCCAAGCAAUGCGACCUACAAAGGUUUGAACCAAACACUUUUCUUCAACUCAUUAGGAACAAGCAUAUAGCAUUUGUGGGUGACUCCAUGGCUAGGAACCAAUUAGAGUCUCUUCUUUGCAUGCUAGCCACUGCCUCUUUGCCAAACCUUGUCUACAAAGACAGCGAGGAGAACAAGUUUCGUAGGUGGCAUUUCCCUUCUCAUAAUGCAAAUCUAUCAGUCUACUGGUCACCAUUUCUCGUAAAAGGUAUUGAAAAAUCCCAACAAGGGCCUAAUUACAACAAAUUGUAUUUAGAUCAUGUUGAUGAAAGGUGGGCAAGUGAGUUGGAUCAUAUAGACAUGAUUGUUUUUUCUGUUGGGCAUUGGUUUCUGCACCCGGCGGUGUACUUCGAGGGUGACUCAGUUUUAGGCUGCCACUACUGCCCUGGUCUCAAUCACACAGAGAUUGGGUUUUAUGAUGUUUUAAGGAAGAGUUUAAGGACUACCCUUAAGACCAUAACUGAAAGGAGAGGGUCUAAAUCUAAUGGUAAUGGAAUUGAUGUAAUUGUGACUACAUUUUCGCCUUCCCAUUUUGAAGGUGAUUGGGAUAAGGCCGGGGCUUGUCCAAAGAAAAAGCCUUACAGCGAGGGUGAGAAGCAGCUUGAAGGAAUGGAUGCAGAGAUGAGAAAAAGUCAGGUAGAAGAAGUGGAAGCGGCAAAGGAGAAUGCUAAGCAAUUUGCAGGGUGUAGAGUAGAGGCUCUGGACGUGACCAAGUUGUCGUUAAUGCGGCCGGAUGGUCACCCAGGGCCAUACAUGCAUCCUUUUCCAUUUGCUAAUGGGGUGGCAGAACGUGUCCAGAAUGAUUGUGUGCAUUGGUGCUUGCCAGGGCCCAUAGACACAUGGAAUGAAAUUUUGCUGCAAGUAUUGAAGAAAUGGGAGGGUCCAUCAAGGAGAGGAGAAUGAGUUAUUGCGAUGUCAAAUUGGUAAAUGGUAAGGCUGGUUUAUCUUUUGGAUGUUUCUCUCAGUUUGGGUGGUGCUGAGAGAAGAGGAGAGAAAUCGUUGGUUUCUCCUACAGAAAGACAGAAAAUGAGAAGAUUAGGAGGGAGAGAGAUAAUUGGUGAAGUGAAUUGAGAAGAGACAGAUCGAUAUCACAUAAUGGGACCAAAGACAAGGAUUUUUUGGAAGAAUGUUUUUAUUCUGUGUGAAUGUACAAAUGUUUUUCAAUAUGAAAGUUGUAUUGGCAGUUCUUUUGUUUCUGUAUAGAUCCAGAAGGUAAAGUUUGGCCACAUUCCCAGCAACAUGCUAGCCUUGAACCCUUCAAUUCUGUUUUCCGAGGAGUUUGUUUGUAUGUAGGUUUCUUCCAUCUUGCUUCACUUCAACUUUUAUCUUUUCCUAUCUU